Messenger RNA from Eimeria necatrix, 2097 nucleotides. RefSeq lists its product as hypothetical. The transcript is spliced from 3 exons. Gene Ontology annotation, biological process: uroporphyrinogen III biosynthetic process. Bases 1 to 2097 code for a protein of 698 amino acids. NCBI's taxonomy places the organism in Eukaryota, Apicomplexa, Conoidasida, Eucoccidiorida, Eimeriidae. The record is from RefSeq and is a predicted model, not a curated record. Gene Ontology annotation, molecular function: uroporphyrinogen-III synthase activity.
AUGCGCCUCCUGCUGCUGCUGAUCCUGCCUGGUCUUUGCUGCCCUGCAACAAACACACAAGGCGCUCUGCUGGCCUCUGGGCGGCGUUUCACAUUUCUUAGCAGCAGCAGCAUGCUCAGCAGCAGCAGCAGCAGCAGCAGCAGAAAGAGCAACAGCAGCAGCGAGCAGCCAGCGUGGCUCUUUGGCACUCGGGCUGUGCGAGCUGCAGCAAACGAAGUGACUCUCUCAGCUCUUCCCGAAGGCUGCAGCACGGCAGCGGCAGCAGCACCAAGAGCAGCAACAGCACUAAUAGCAGCAGCAACAGCAGCAGCAGCAGCACCAGUACCAGCAGCAACUGCAGCACUAGGAGCAAGCUCGCAGGGGCUGCGACAAGCAGCAGCAGCCACAGCAGCACCGACAUCAGCAGCAGUGGCAAGCUCGCAAGGGCCUCCGAAGACUGCAGCAGCAGCAGCAACAGCAGCAGCAGCAGCAGCAGGGAGCAGUUUUGAUGUGCUGGUCUUGACCUCCCCAGAGGCUGUGCGGCACUUUUUCCUUUGCUGCAGCGAUGCCGGCGUAGCAGCAGCAGAUGUGCUGCUGCAGCCGAAGCAGCAGCAGCAGGUGCUGGUUGCGGCUGUGGGCAACGCAACGGCAAGGGAGUUCAAAGAGCACUUCCGUGCUGCUGCUGCUGCUGCUGCUGCUGCUGCUGCUGCUGCUUCUCCAGCAAGGGUUUCUGGACGCAGCGACGAGCAACCCCAGCAGCAGCAGCAACAGCAGCAGCAGCAGCAGCACGGCGGAGAUGCUGCUGUCCGUUUCCCGCGUCUCUUUGUUUCUACUGAGGCCUCUGGAGCUGCUCUUGCGGAUCAGCUGGGUGCAUUAGUUUCACAAGAAGCAGCAGCAGCAGCAGCAGCAACAACUGCGGCAGCAGCAGAAGCAGCAGCAGCUGCAGCAGAAGCAGCAGCAGCAACAGCAGAAAGGCUGUCUGCGUGCUGCAGUGACUGCGGCCGGCCGCUCUGUCGAGUGCUGUGGCCGUCUUCGGCCUUAGCAGAAAAUCACUUCACCAGCUGCCAGGCCCACAGCAGCAGCAGCAGCAGCAGCAGCAGCAGCAGCAGCAGCAGCAGCCGUGCUGCUGGUCCUGUUUGCUGGCGGGUCACCAAGAGGGCCAUAUACACGACGGCCCACCGCAAGCUGCAGCAAACGACGCGGGCUGAGCUGCUGCGCCUCCUGAGCAGCAGACAUCUCCCAAACUGCAGCAGCAGCAGCAACAGCAGCAGCAGCAGCAACAGCAGCAGCAGCAACAGCAGCAAUGGGGGGAAACCCGGUGGCUGCGGCGUGGCGGUCAUGUUCGGAAGCCCUUCAGCUGUGCGCGCAUGGGCAGAGACCAACCGCCUCCCCCUUUGCUGCAGCAGCAGCAGCAGCAGCAGCAGCAGCAGCAGCAGCAGCAAAAACUGCAACUGCCUUGUGGCCGUCUGCAUCGGGGAAACAACUGCUGCAGCAGCACGAGCAGCGGGCUUCCCUCAAGUCAUCUCACCGCAGCAGCCUGGACUUGCUGGCUGGCUGGAGUGUCUAUACACUGCAGUGGGGGCGCCGCAGCAGCAGCACGGACAGCAGCAGCAGCAGCUGCAGCAGCAACAGCAGCAGCUGCAGCAGCAACAGCCGCAGCCGCACCCGCAGAAAAAACAGCAGCAGCAGAGUGCUGAAGCAAGUAAUCCAAGGCCUCUGGUGAUCAUAACGCGCACAGAGGCCCAGACAGCAGAGCUGCUGCUGCUGCUGCAGCAGCAGCAGCAGCUGCAGCAGCAGCAGCAGCUGCUGCUACCCAAGCCUCCGGGGCCUAGGGACUUUGCUAAAACUGACCUGCUGCUGCACCCUUUUGCUGCUGGUGCCUUCGACGUGCUGCCGCUGCCCCUCAUAAUGACACAAGGAGACGGCGAGCAGCAGCAGCAGCAGCAGCGCCUUCUGCAGCAGCAGCUACAGGCAGCUGCGCGCAGACACAAGCUUGGGCUCAUGUUCGAGUUGCUGCUGCUGCUGCUGCUGCAGUUAGCAGCAGCAGCAGCAGCAAGGCAAAUUCACGAAUGGGUUUCUCUCUGCAAGAAGGCAGGAACUUCCUUUUCAACAUCCUGA